AUGCAGGGAGCCAGGGUGCCGCUGCUGCUGCUGCUGCUGGGCCUCAGGCUACAGGUGACCCAUGCCAUCAUCCCAGUGGAGGAGGAGAACCCGGCCUUCUGGAACCAAAAGGCGGCCGAGGCCCUGGAGACCGCUAAGAAGCUGCAGCCCAUUCAGACGGCGGCCAAGAACCUCAUCCUGUUCCUGGGGGACGGGAUGGGGGUGCCCACAGUGACCGCCACCAGGAUCCUGAAGGGCCAGAUGCAGGGCCAGCUGGGGCCGGAGACGCCUCUGGCCAUGGAUCAGUUCCCGUACAUGGCGCUGUCCAAGACGUACAACGUGGACAGACAGGUGCCAGACAGUGCGGGCACGGCCACCGCGUACCUGUGCGGGGUCAAGGCCAACUACAGGACCAUCGGGCUGAGCGCAGCCGCCCGCUACAACAACUGCAGCACAGCCCGGGGCAACGAGGUCCUCUCCGUGAUGUACCGCGCCAAGAAAGCGGGGAAGUCUGUCGGCAUAGUGACCACCACCAGGGUACAGCACGCCUCGCCGGCCGGCACGUAUGCACACACCGUGAACCGGAACUGGUACUCGGAUGCCGACAUGCCCGCCUCAGCGCUCCAGGAAGGCUGCCAGGACAUCGCCACGCAGCUUGUCUCCAACAUGGACAUUGACGUGAUCCUGGGCGGGGGCCGCAGGUCCAUGUUCCCCAGGGGGACCCCAGACCCGGAGUACCCAGAUGAUGUCAGCCAGGCAGGAGUCAGGCAGGACGGGAAGAACCUGGUGCAGGAGUGGCUGGCGAAGCACCAGGGGUCUCGGUACGUGUGGAACCGCACAGAGCUCCUCCAGGCGUCGCAGGACCCGGCUGUGACUCGCAUCAUGGGCCUCUUUGAGCCCUCAGACAUGAAAUACGAUGUCAACCGAGACCCUGAACUGGACCCCUCCCUGGCGGAGAUGACAGAGGUGGCCGUGCGCCUGCUGAGCAGGAACCCCCUCGGCUUCUACCUCUUUGUGGAGGGGGGCCGCAUCGAUCAAGGCCACCACGAGAGCAGGGCUCAUCUUGGGCUGACUGACGCUGUCAUGUUUGACUCUGCCAUUGACAAGGCUGGCCAGCUCACUAGCGAGCAGGACACCCUGACCCUCAUCACCGCUGACCACUCCCACGUCUUCACAUUUGGGGGCUACACCCUGCGGGGAACCUCCAUCUUUGGCCUGGCCCCCUCCUUGGCCUUAGACUUUAAAAACUACACCUCUAUCCUCUAUGGAAACGGCCCAGGCUACCCGCUGACCUCCAGCAGGCCUGACGUCAGCGACAGUGAGACUGGUGACCCCAACUACCGGCAGCAGGCGGCCGUGCCCCUGGCCUCAGAGACGCAUGGUGGCGAGGACGUGGCGGUGUUCGCGCGCGGCCCGCAGGCGCACCUCAUGCACGGGGUGCAGGAGCAGAGCUACAUCGCGCACCUCAUGGCCUUCGCGGGCUGCCUGGAGCCCUACACCGCCUGCGACCUGCCGCAGCCCGAGGACCCCGAGCCGGUGGGGGCGGGGCGCGUGUGUGGGGAUGGGGGGUCGGGGACACACGGUGACACAGCCCUGCACAAGGGCCGGAGUCUCGAGGUCCAUCUGCGAGACCCUGCGUCCUGGGCCGGGCUGCCGUGGGUAGGGGCGCUCGACAGCCCCGGGCGCCUGGGGAGGGCGCUGGAGAGGAGCAGCCGCAGCCCCUUAGCAGCCCCCUAG
Chinchilla lanigera (long-tailed chinchilla) is the source of this 1716-nucleotide messenger RNA. Its product is annotated as intestinal-type alkaline phosphatase-like. Gene Ontology annotation, biological process: dephosphorylation. Gene Ontology annotation, molecular function: alkaline phosphatase activity. The record is from RefSeq and is a predicted model, not a curated record. NCBI's taxonomy places the organism in Eukaryota, Metazoa, Chordata, Mammalia, Rodentia, Chinchillidae. Bases 1 to 1716 code for a protein of 571 amino acids. Gene Ontology annotation, cellular component: plasma membrane. The transcript is spliced from 12 exons.